AUGUCCGAAUUCGAAGAUGAUAUCGACGACCAGCUCCUUGAGCUCGCAGGCGCAGGGGAUCGCACGGAAAGGAGGAGAAAGUCGAAAUCGGGUUCCAGGAAGCGAAAGAGCAGUAUGGACAGUGAUUCGGAGCCAGAAGUUGAAAGCGAGGAAGACGCUGAGGAGGAGGACGAGGCUUCCGACCCUUAUCCUUAUGAGGGACAAUACGUCGACGAGGAAGAUAAGCAAAGGUUAUUGGCUAUGCCUGAAAUUAAGCGCGAGGAAAUCCUUGCCGAGCGUAUUGAGGAGAAGCAGCGUUUGCAGGAAAAGCAGGUGCUGGCCCAGAUGGUCAGGCAGCAGCGCGGUGGAGGCGGCGUGGUGAUAGACGAUGAUAGCGUUUCACGAGCGGCAAAACGCCAACACAUGCAACGCGGCGCUACGAAAGAAAAGACACGGAAAUUGGACGAGUUGAAGGCCAAACGAAGGGCGAAGGACGAAUCUCGGAAAAGAGCAAAGCUCUCACCGAAUGCCAAUCGCCGGUCUACGUCACCUCAGGAUAUGGAUAUCUCCGACGAAGAAUCUGAAGAUGGUCAGUUCACGAGAAGUGAUCAUGAGGAGGAAAGGGAACGUCGUUUAUUGGGAAUCUCCACGUCCAGAUCGAAAGAGGAGGAGGAAGAAGACACCACACCUGCUUCCCUUCAAGAUUUUAAUGACUGUCGCCUUAGCCGAGAUAUGGUCGCCAAGUGGUGUUUAUGCCCGUGGUUCGACGAGUAUGUCAAGAACUCCUGGGUGCGCUAUCUCAUCGGAAAUGAAGGUUCCGAGCCUGUCUACCGAAUGUGCGAGAUCCAAGGCAUUGCACCCAAGCCGGUGAAGCCAUAUAAAGUCAACGACCGUUUGAUCAACCAAGCCGUUGAGCUCAAGCAUGGUCAAUCCGUCCGAGAGUUCAGCAUGGACCGCAUAUCGAACUCGGACUUUACACAGAGAGAGUUCGACCGACUAGUCCGAGUUUGCAAGGCGGAAGGCGUCACAUUACCCACACGGAAGGAAUUGCAAGACAAGACAGCUCAGAUGAAGAAGCUCCAGGACACUCCCUUGACAGACCAAGAUAUCACUUUCAUGCUCAAGCGAAAGAAGGAGCUCCAAUCGUCCAAGAGCUCGUCCGAACUCAUGCUCGAGAGAUCUCGGCUUAGUCAAGCUAGGUCAUUAGCCCUGAAGCGGUUGGAUCACAAAGAAGCGGCAGAGCUAGAAGACAAGAUCGCAGCGCUCGAAGCACAGAUAAAUGGUCCCUCGGGAGGCACAGCCAGCAAUUCGCCCCGAAAGGCUGCUGACGAUCGAGACGAGGUACUGCGCCGGGUGAAUGAGCGGAAUCGUCGGGCGAACGUUGAGUCCGUCAGGAGAGCAGAGCUUGCGGAAAGCGAGCGGAGGAGGAAGGAGAGGGAAAUGGCUGCAAAAGCAGCACUAACCGGAGGAGCAGGUGCUGCCGCUGCUGUUGCGACGAAGCAUGAUCCUAGUGCAAGAUUGAGGACCAUGCCAAGAUUGUUCAAUGCUGCUACGCCUUCCUCGAGGCCGAACACACCAGCAGCGAACUCCAACUCCGGCACCCCUGUUCCUAAACCUCCUCCCCCUCCUGGUGGCAAAACUGAUGACGCUUCGAUGAGGCCUAUGACUGCCAACACCACCAUGGCGUUCGAGAAGAAGCUUCUUGAGAGUAUCGAUAUUGACUUGGGCGACUUCUGA
This is a messenger RNA of Coprinopsis cinerea okayama7#130, 1716 nucleotides long. RefSeq lists its product as hypothetical. Gene Ontology annotation, molecular function: RNA polymerase II C-terminal domain phosphoserine binding; DNA binding. NCBI's taxonomy places the organism in Eukaryota, Fungi, Basidiomycota, Agaricomycetes, Agaricales, Psathyrellaceae. Gene Ontology annotation, cellular component: Cdc73/Paf1 complex. The record is from RefSeq and is a predicted model, not a curated record. The transcript is spliced from 10 exons. Bases 1 to 1716 code for a protein of 571 amino acids.